Molecule: messenger RNA, 2016 nt
Organism: Trichoplusia ni (cabbage looper)
Lineage: Eukaryota; Metazoa; Arthropoda; Insecta; Lepidoptera; Noctuidae
Exons: 3
Coding region: 437-904 (155 amino acids)
Source: RefSeq, a predicted model, not a curated record
CAAAAUUAACUUUAACAAAAUGUUUCAUUUUUAAACUUGCGCAACCAAAUAUGUUACCUUUCAAAUUUAUGACCUUACAAACCGUUGCUAACGUCGAUGUUUGUUUUUUCAUUUUUUUUUUGUUAUGGAGGAAACUGAUGUAAAGCACAUCAGUUUCCUCUAUAACAAAAAAAAACAAUUUGUAAAAAAAAUCAGCUUUCUAGCCAUGCAGGUUUUUGAGAUAUAGCCUGGUGACAGACGCACAGAUAGACAGCGGACUUUAGGUACGGAACCACUCAGGAAUUUAAAGCUGGCAAGAAGACGAAUGAAAAUUUACGGUACCAUGGAAAUGAAUCACAUAUUAUAUUAGGUGCUUAGCAACUAUCUAUACAAGUAUACACAUCGAUUCAACGAGCGAUAGUCGGGUAAGUCGGGUUCACUAGGAUUCUACGCUGCAAUGGCAGAGGACAGCGACAGACAAGCGGGCGCGGGGUCGGCGGGCGACGACGGCGGCGGCGGCGCGGCCGGCGAGGCGCCCCCGCCCGGCCGCGCCCUGCAUGCGCGCUCCUUUAAGCUCCGCUUUGCGGCGCAGCGUGAGCAGGGCCGAUCCUAUGUGUCUCUGGUCAAACCGCUCGGCCUACCGGCCACAGUGACUGGCAAGUUCUACACCCAGGAGCGAGCCAGUUCCGUCGACGAGGAAGGCACGAGACGAGCGCUGCAGCGCAUCGAAGACAUGUUUCGGCGAGGACCGCGCGAGCUGCACGCCGAGCCCGUCAUCAGCUCACAAGUGUACGGCUGGUGGGCGGCGGCGGGCGGCGCGGCCGAGCGCAGCGACCGCCGGCUGCAACACCACAUCCGCGACUCCGCCUGGCUUAAAGCACGGCUCUGCGUGUUGGCAGCCGACGAAAAACUCAAACAACAAUAAUCACACUGUUUUUCUCACUGACUGACUACAAUGGCCUUUUGUCAAAACAAUGUCUUAGGUUACUUGAAUUCAUGAAUUUCUGAUAGAAGCAGCAUUCAAAGACAAAAUACAAAGCCACAGUGUAAAUUAAAUAAUGGUAUUAGCAUGUUCUGUUUUUAUACUUUUUAUACUGUUAUGUGUACUUAAAUUAUGAAAUAAAUAAAAUGCUUCUUAAGCAACAUGUUUGGAAUCAUGAUAACUGUAGAAAAUUAAUCAGAUAAGUCUAAUAACUUCAGGUUUGAAUUUAAUUUAAAAAAACCCAAUUUUGUUUUGUCCUUAAAUCUUCAAUGAAUAUUAAUCUCCCGAGAUAAGAUAAACUAAAAUCUAUCAAUAUUCGUUAAUAUGAUAUGGACACUAUAUUAAGUAGGUUUUUAGGAUACCUAUAUGGUCAUUAUGUAACUUGGAAGACUGGCCUUCUGGAAACAUUCAUUUAUAGAUGAUGAUGUUUUUUUAUUAGAUAGCUAGGUGUAGCUAAAGCUCCAAUCAAUCUUUUUAAUGUUGAAAGGGUAACAAGAAUAGGUUACAGCUCAAUUAUUAUUAGUCAAGUAAAUAGCUAUUUCAUCAAAUUUAUGAUUUAUGUUAUAUAUUCAUGAAUAAAAAAACAUGUUUUCAGUAUUAACAGAAUAUUUUAGCAGAACAGAACCAUUUUUAACAGAAAGCAGUGACUACUCAACUACAUUAUGUAGAAUAACCAUAACAAUAUUUUAAUGUGAUGCUUUUAUGUUUAUUUAUCCAAUAUAAACAAUAUUUUGUCAUAUUUCCAUCUAAUCAACCUCACAAAGUUUUAAUUAUUUCCAUCUUAAUCAGUACUACUUCAGCAUAAAAAUGUCUUAUUGGACAAUGGAAAAAAAAAAUACCUAUAUUAUUUACUAAGAAAUACUUGAAGUUUUGUGCACUACCUCAUUUCACAGUCAAAUUGGAUUGUGUUUAAGAGGUAGAAAUAGUCACAGAGACCUUAGUUGAUUAUAAUGGUAGACAGAUGGCUAAUCUGUUAGAACAUCAAUAAAAGCUAGUUAUUGCUUGUCGUGUUGUUUCAGGCCAUGUGUAUGGUAUUGAAUAUCAUGUCAGCUACA